This is a messenger RNA of Tribolium castaneum (red flour beetle), 659 nucleotides long. RefSeq lists its product as uncharacterized. Gene Ontology annotation, biological process: ribosomal large subunit biogenesis. The transcript is spliced from 2 exons. The record is from RefSeq and is a predicted model, not a curated record. Gene Ontology annotation, cellular component: nucleolus. NCBI's taxonomy places the organism in Eukaryota, Metazoa, Arthropoda, Insecta, Coleoptera, Tenebrionidae. The coding region runs from base 59 to 637 and encodes 192 amino acids.
ACAUCAGUCAACACGUGCGAGUGAGGUUAGGAAUUUUUCGAAGAGAAAACUAAAAAAUAUGACGAAAUUACGAAAACAGAGGAGAAGAAAGGUUUAUCGGCACAACGGAAACCGCAAACGGCUCCGAAAUAAGAUAGAAAGUGUGGGAAAAAUUUCAUGUAAAGAAAUUAAAGAAGCUUGGGACAAACGUAAAUCAGUUAAAACGAAUUUAGAAGAAAUGGGCCUUUCAUACGAUCCUAAUCAAACUCUCGGAAUUCCUAGUAAUAAACAGAAAUUGAAACUUUCAAUCACUUCUAAUAAUGAUGACUGGGAGGAAGAGCAACUAGACACCAAACCGACGAAAUCUCACGUAGCGCAAGCUUUAGAAGAAGAUGCGAGAGCUCCACGAGUUAAACUGUUCAGACUUCCCAACAGCCAAGUUGAAUGGGUUACUUACCUCAUGGAUAAAUACGGAAAGGAUUACAAAGCAAUGGCACGAGACAAGAAAAAUUAUUACCAAGAGACUUGGAAGCAAAUUCGGGCGAAAAUAAAACGGUUUAAAAGCAUACCGGAGCAGUACCAAGUCUAUUUGAAGCAGAGAAAUAAAACAAUAGAAGACAGCGAAGAAAGCGACGGUCUUUCAGACGACGAACUAUAAUAAAUGUUUUUAAUUUUAAUAA